AUGGAAGCGGCCACCGGUCGUCUGUUCCACAAGCCGACUGGUCAUUUGGUCAGUUUGGCUGAUGGCGCUGCGACACAAGCAGAACAAACUCAUGUCGACGCUCAGGUCGCCGACUACGGCUAUGAAGAUGAACAAGGAGCGACGAGCACAACUGCUCAACCAGUCGAUCAAGCAUCCACGCAACAAAAUGGUACGUUAGUAGAGGGGUCCGCGGAUCAGGCGGAAGUGAUUGAUCCUGUGUCCCAGCAAGAACAGCUUUUAGCUCAAAUGGCUGAAAAUGGAGAGGUGAUCGAUUUGAACACCUUAUUUCCGGGUGUAACUGUCACGGAAGUCUCGCCCGGUGUGUGUCUUGUGACCAAACCGAAUGGCGAUCGCUUUAAUGUUGAACACGGUGGUGAAGGAAUCACUCUGGAAACCUUACAAACUAUAUUGCAAAUGGAUGCCUAA
This is a messenger RNA of Echinostoma caproni, 447 nucleotides long. The record is from the annotation of a GenBank genome assembly. Lineage: Eukaryota; Metazoa; Platyhelminthes; Trematoda; Plagiorchiida; Echinostomatidae.